Molecule: messenger RNA, 1784 nt
Organism: Monopterus albus (swamp eel)
Lineage: Eukaryota; Metazoa; Chordata; Actinopteri; Synbranchiformes; Synbranchidae
Gene: selenbp1
Product: selenium binding protein 1
Exons: 11
Coding region: 120-1538 (472 amino acids)
Molecular function (GO): protein binding; selenium binding
Source: RefSeq, a predicted model, not a curated record
UCAGAUUAUCAGUUCCAGUCCUGGUCUCCUUCCUCAGAACAUCUUCUGACACCCCAGACUGAACUCAUGAUCCCUUUCAUCAAAUCCAACUCCACUUGAGUUGUAGCAAAGCCAGUCAGAUGCCGAUCCUUCCUUCCUCUUACUGCAGAGCUGCUGCUCGUCUCCAUUUUUCUUCUGGUCCUCGGGAGGAGAUUGUCUACCUGCCCUGUAUCUACCGCAACACAGACAUCCAGAAACCAGACUACCUUGCUACUGUCGACGUGGAUCCAAAAUCCCCCACCUACUGCCAGGUGAUCCACCGGCUGCCGAUGCCGAACCUUCGUGACGAGCUGCAUCACUCGGGCUGGAACGCCUGCAGCAGCUGCUUUGGAGACGCCUCCAAGAAGAGGAACCGCUUGAUUCUGCCGUCGCUCAUCUCGUCCAGAAUCUACGUGGUCGAUGUGGGGACAAAUCCCAGGGCGCCGCAGUUACACAAGAUGGUGGAACCUGUGGAUGUGUACUGGAAGUGCGGUCUGGCCAACCCUCACACCUCCCACUGUCUGGCCAAUGGUCAGAUCAUGAUCAGCUGCAUGGGAGACCCGUAUGGCAAUGGCAAGGGUGGGUUCAUCCUGCUGGAUGGUGAGACAUUUGAGGUGGUCGGUAACUGGGAGCUCCCGGGUGAAGCUGUGCCCUUUGGGUAUGACUUCUGGUACCAACCGCGACACAACGUGAUGAUCAGCACCGAAUGGGGGGCACCUAAAUUUCUGGCUGAUGGAUUUAAUCCAGCUCACGUCAUAGAAGGUCACUACGGCAGAUCCAUCCAUGUCUGGGACUGGACCACCCACAGGAAGCUGCAGACAAUUGAUCUGGGUGAAGAGGGUACUAUUCCUCUGGAGGUGCGAUUCCUCCACGACCCCAGCGCCACUGAGGGCUACGUGGGAUGUGCCCUGCAAGGAACAGUCUUCAGAUUCUUCAAAACAGAAAAAAGUGACUGGGCUGCAGAGAAGGUGAUCAGUGUUCCCAGUAAGAAGGUGGAGGGAUGGAUGCUGCCUGAGAUGUCUGGUCUGAUCACAGACAUCUUGAUCUCACUGGAUGACCGUUUUCUCUACUUCAGUAACUGGCUGCAUGGCGACAUCAGACAGUAUGACAUCACAGACAGGAGGAACCCCCGAAUGGUUGGACAGGUGUUUCUGGGAGGAAGUAUUGUCAGUGAUGGGCCAGUUAAAGUCCUGGAGGACCCUGAGAACCAGCCACAACCCCCUCCAUGCAUCAUCAAGGGGAGGCGUGUCUAUGGAGGGCCUCAGAUGUUGCAGCUGAGUUUGGAUGGUCGGAGACUUUAUGUGACGACGUCUCUGUACAGUGCUUGGGACAAACAGUUUUACCCCGAUAUGGUCAAAAAGGGCUCGCUCAUGAUGCAGAUCGAUGUGAACUCUGUGAGUGGAGGUCUGUCCCUGAACAAGAAAUUCCUGGUGGAUUUCGGUAAAGAACCUGAUGGUCCGGUUCUGGCCCAUGAGUUGCGAUAUCCAGGAGGGGACUGUACGUCUGACAUCUGGCUGUGAAGAUGUCGCAUCAGUGAUUUCUGUGGCUGCAAAUGCCCAGACAGGAUAUUCACCCUACACUUACAUCAUCUUUUCAUUUAGUUUCUUCUCACAGUCACUUCCUGCUCUGUCAAGUUUCUUUUUCCUAACAAAUCAACUGUCAGCCUGCAUCUGAUCAGAUCAGACUCACGUGUCUCACCAUUACCUGUCGCUCUCCUGCAAUGUAAACACAACUGAUGUUUAAAUAAAGUUUAGGUUGAUCGGUCA